AUGGAAGACGAAAGCCUGGAUACUAUCGGUGUAUGUAGCUCUGAAGACCGUGGGAGACUGUCAUCGACACUAGGCUGGCUCGAUCCGCCUAGCCAUCUCGAAUUACUUCAGGUGUUUUAUGUCUUGCGCCACGGCGAACGAACCCCCGUGCGUCGUCGCUUGACUACUGCAGAGCCACCGCUGCCCAAGCGAUGGAACAUGUGUCAUACUUCGCACAAGUUCCGACAGGCUGUGUUGCGGCAAUCAGAAGAGGACAUGGACAGCGUGGAGCCUGGCCUCGCUCGAAUCCAGCGACGCAUUGAGUACGCCCCUCAUGGCGAAAGUCCUCAUGUCGGAAGCAGUGGCGAUUGCUUGCUAGGCGAGCUCACAGAUCGUGGACGUAUGUCCAUGCUCCGAAUCGGCCAGGCGCUGCGGGCUCGGUACGUCGAGGCGGAGCAUCUCUUGCCGUCGAUCAUGUCGGACGAGCAUGCAAAUCAAGUGUACUUCCGAAGCACCUAUGUGAAUCGAACCAUGCAGAGCCUGGAUCAGGUGAUUGUGGGCUUGUUGGGCGACAAGGUGGGCCAGGAGGGUAGGUUCACACCCAAGGUACUGCUUCGAGAUCCGUUCCAGGAAGAUCUCGUGCCCAAUUCUCGUACCUGCCCGCAGUUGGCGGCGCUGAUGACCAAGUUUGAGAAGGCAGCAGCGCAAUUCUAUGACCCCAAGCUGGCAGCAUUGGACAGUAUUGUGGCGCCUAUGGACCGUGGAUUCUUGCCGCGCUUGGACCAAGGCCCAAAGCUUAGUGGACUCAUUGAUACCCUUCGUUCUGCGCUUGUGCAUGGCAUUUCUGUCCCACCUGAACUGCAAGAGCAAUCCGUACAGCGUCUUAUGGAGGACGCGGUGAUUGCAGAGUGGUUUGGUGGGUAUGAGUCGUCGGAUCUAGAAGAGCGACGCAAGUUCCGCCGUAUGGCCAUGGGACCAUUCCUCAGCAGUCUCUAUGGCCAAAUGGAACGGCGCGUGACGCUGGGCGAUUGUGAUCCUUUGCGGCUAGGUCUGUACUUGGGACACGACGUGACGCUAGUCGGACUCUUACAUACGCUGGAUGUAUUCAAUCGGAACUGGCCGGCGUUCUCCGCAGGCAUUAGUUUCGAAUUGUUCCGCGAUAAGAAUGCGUCUACAAUAGCGCAUCGCGACCAAAUUUCGGACCACUAUGUUCGUUGCCGGUAUGGUGAUGCAGAGCUUCAUUUGCCAGGAUGCAGUGCGGCCGGCAAGCAUUUGCCAGGACACCCUGAAUUUUGUACAUUAGAAGCCUUUCGCGAAGUCGUGGUGGACCGAUUGGAAAAUCCGCAGGGACUAACAUUGCAGGAAGAGUGCGGUGCAUUUUAA
Molecule: messenger RNA, 1362 nt
Organism: Malassezia pachydermatis
Lineage: Eukaryota; Fungi; Basidiomycota; Malasseziomycetes; Malasseziales; Malasseziaceae
Product: phosphoglycerate mutase-like protein
Exons: 1
Coding region: 1-1362 (453 amino acids)
Biological process (GO): dephosphorylation
Molecular function (GO): phosphatase activity
Source: RefSeq, a predicted model, not a curated record